UGGGUGAUGAGGGAGGAUGCAUUACGUUUCCUGCAGCGGGCUCUUCAAUGGGCUGUCCUCGCCCGCUCAUUGAGUGAGCCUCAUUUUUGCUGUUGCUCUGUGUAAACGUGUGUGUUCAUCAAGGUCAUUGGGAUUAAAUGUGCGCGGGCACGUUGCGACUGGAAUAGAUCACGCUCGCCCGAUCCAGCAUCCCCGACAGCGGCUGCAGCGCCAUCGAGUGACUCAGAACUUGUUUUAAACCGGGGCGGGGAGGCGUCCGGCAAGGAGUCGGCACUCCAGAGCGGAGGUAUUUCCGACGUGAGCCUCUGGGCAGGAAGUAACCGCGGCCCCGGCGCUCACUUUGGGUGGGACGGGGAGUCCAGUGAGAGGAUUCGGGAUGGACGGCCCAGAAUCUGCGGCCGGCGAGCGGAAGGUCGACAUCUACCGAGACACGUGGGUCCGCUUCCUUGGAUAUGCUAAUGAAGUUGGUGAAGCAUUCCGGGCACUGGUACCUGUAGGUCUGGUCUGGGCCAGUUAUGGAAUAUCAACUGCAUAUGUGACAGCUGAUGCAGUGGACAAGGGAAAGAAAGCAGCUGCCGCUCACGGAGACAGGCCUGGGAAAACUCUGAAGGUUGGUGCAGCAGUCGUGGAUACUUUUAUCUGGCAGGCUUUGGCAUCAGUUGCGAUUCCAGGUUUCACCAUCAAUCGACUGUGCGCAGCUUCCCUUUUUCUCCUGCGGAAAACUACGAGGUGGCCACUGCCUGUGAGGAAGUGGACAACCACGGCAAUUGGACUGUCUGCCAUUCCGGUUAUCAUAACUCCCAUCGACAGGUCAGUAGAUUUUCUUUUGGAUUCUACGUUACGGAAGUUGUAUGGAACGGAAGAACACAAGCCAUAACCAAGGCAAAUGGAACUUCUGCCAUGGGCCAAUUUUAACAGCGAGAUUCGUAUACGCGGUAGCUUUAGGUAACAUUGCAAGACAUUGAUCCCUGUUCUCCAAGUCUGGAGACCUGUAUUUUUUCCAAUCAAGUGAGUGUGAGGUGAUUUAUCAUGAAGAUCCAGGUGCUUGAUACAUUAUUGAAAUCUGUUACCAAAGUAUAGAGUUAUGUGCCUUUCUAUAUAUAUUAUAACUUUGAUUCUAAUAAAUAUAUAUACUAUAUAAUAUACAUGAAAAGAGGAUUUUUUAAAAUCAAUAGACAGAUAAUUGAACAGAAAGAGCUCUUCUAUUUAAAAGAUACUCUGUUUAUAUAGCAAUUAAAAUAACAAAUGUACAGGUUUGGUUAUUUUUAACCAUCUAAGCGUAAUUGCCAGAGUUUUGUUGAAGUCGCCACAUAUCUGUUUUAAAGUUUUAUACAGUCUCUUAUCUGACACCAGGGGCACGGCCCAUCGGAGCUGCUAGUCAUGAGUGUGAGUAUGGAUCAAAACUCCAAUGUUAAUAAAAAUGGAAUCAGU
Messenger RNA from Hypanus sabinus (Atlantic stingray), 1431 nucleotides. RefSeq names its product mitochondrial fission process 1 (gene mtfp1). Gene Ontology annotation, biological process: mitochondrial fission. Lineage: Eukaryota; Metazoa; Chordata; Chondrichthyes; Myliobatiformes; Dasyatidae. The record is from RefSeq and is a predicted model, not a curated record. The coding region runs from base 377 to 877 and encodes 166 amino acids. The transcript is spliced from 4 exons. Gene Ontology annotation, cellular component: mitochondrion.